CGUUGUGGGUAUGAGCACACUUCCUUGGCGAUCGCAGCAAUUACGCUGAGGUUACGUUCUAGUUUUAAGAAUGAAGCCAUCUGACAUCUUCGGUCUGCUGCACGUGAAUCUGUGUUGGGCGCUCGCAGUUUGUGUUUCAUUUUCACGCGGGGAGGAGGCCGUCGCGAAUCCACUGCUGGGUUCCUUGGCAUGCAGUCAAGAGGAAACGCAUACAUGCAGGCAAGGAAAUGCUACCUUGGAUCUGAGUAUCAGAGGAUGCUUGUGUGACUAUCUCUGUGGCGAGUAUGGAGACUGCUGCUACGACGCGAGAAAUGACGCCGAUCUCGGAACCACAUCUGAGGGCGGGAGGAACCGCUGUGUCCCCAUUAGCAGCGACACGGGACAAUACAUGCGAGCAUCCUGCCCCUCCGGCUGGGUCGACGAGGAGGUCGCGGCGCUGUGUCGGGCAGCUUCACCGGAACAAAUGUCCUUCCAAGAAGACCCUCUGCUUCACGUGCCGGUCACCAGCGGAACGACCAACGUGACGUACGCGAACUACCAAUGCGCAAUGUGCCAUGGCGAUACUCAGGACGUCGCCUUUUGGAGGGUCAGUUUGCAGUGCCCCUUACUGGCAAGAGACAGCGACGUUGACGAAGAUAAUCUAGUGUUUCGAGAGGGUCAGUGGGGAGUGAUCGUGAAUGACAGUGAGCAAGCAGUGGUGCACAAAUGUGAUCUGACAAUAGCCUACGGAAUUUUUUGGAAUUCUGGGAGAAAGUGCAGACUUGUUGUGGACAAGUGCAUGCAAGACUGGGACGAUGAGACGAUAGAAAAACUUUGCCAUUCAUACACAUCUCACGUAAGGAUAAAUGAGAAAUUUUACAAGAAUAACUUUUGCGCUAUUUGCAACAAUGUGUCCAGUACCAAUGAAGAAUGUGACUUAUCCUAUCGCACUUAUGCUGCGGAAGAGGAUGACGUAAUCAUUGGUGUAAGGUUCGGUUUUCUGCCUCCGCCUCGACCUUUUACAGUGCUGAUAGACUUCACGUGCGGAAACGGUAACAACGAGGUAGGAGAAAGCUGUGUCUUUAAUCCGUUCUCCAAGAAGUACUUAAAUCUAAGUGAAGCUUCCGUCAAAGAGAACCUGAUUCAUCCAGUCACAGCAGACAAUGCCACUGCCCCUUCUCGUAGCGACAGAACCUGUAGAAACGAGACGUUUCUCAAGGACGAGUAUACUAUGGUCAACGGAACUGUGGUCGUAAACCUGUCUAAUCGUACUUACUAUCAAGGGGAGUACGAGGUUGUGGACGAAGGGGUUUCGGUGUGCUCCGUGGAGUCCGACAAGUACUCGCCUGCCAUGGGGUGGGUGACGCUGGCUGGGCUGAGCGCGUCCUCCCUGUGCCUCGUGCUGCACUUGGUCGCCUUCGCUCUCGUGCCUCACCUCAGGAACCUUCACGGCAAGAACGUGGCAUCUCUUUCCGCGUCGCUCCUCGGGGCCUACGUCACGUUCAUCCUCAGCGUUUUCGCCGAGACGUCGACCACGGAAUGCUACGUGUUCGCGGUUCUCAUCUAUUACUUGUUUCUCACGUCGUUCUCGUGGAUGAACGUGUUGGGCUUCGACGUGUUUUACACGUUCAUGCGAACCAGGCUGAGGUCCGGAGACCAGUGGAAGAGGUUCUUGGUGUAUUGUGCCUACGGCUGGCUGCUGCCCGCCUUCGCCGUGGCUGCGGUGGUAGCGCUCGACCAGACGAGGCCCUCCGCCUUCCCCCCGGAAUUCCUUCCGAGUCUUGGCCAGCAGCUGUGUUGGUUCGGGCGACGUAAGGCCUUGCUGGCGUUCUUCGGCGCCCCCCUGUUCGCCUGCAUCGCCAUCAACGUGGCUUUGUUCGUCGCCACGACAGCCACCAUCGCCAAGACGAGGCAGUCGGAGGUGCGGAGGACCUCCACGAGCGACCCGAAGAAGGAGUUCCUCCUGUACCUUCGCCUGGCCGUCCUGAUGGGGAUCACGUGGAUCACUUCAGUGUUGGCUUCGGUCCUGCAGCAGGAAGUACUGUGGUACGUCUUCAUCGUCUUGAACACUCUGCAGGGCCUCUUCAUCUUCCUGGCCUUCACCUGCAGGACCAAGGUGUGGGAGGCCAUCGUGCAGCCUUGCCAAGCGGUCCCCUCCGUCAGCUGCUGCACAAGGCAACAGUCAGAACGUCAGUCGAGUGAUCAGAGCGAAAUGUCCUCCAGCUCGACCACGACUAAGAUGACUCCCGCCGAUUCAGAUUUGUCCAUUCAUUCCUCAAACACAGUGUCAACGCUCAAGUUUUCGACGAUCAGUGCAGUUUGAAAUAGAAAUAUUUUUAUGUAAAUAGUUUUUGUUCACAUGUAUAUAGUUAGAUUAUGAUGCUCAAGUU
Messenger RNA from Penaeus indicus, 2369 nucleotides. RefSeq lists its product as uncharacterized. Gene Ontology annotation, molecular function: G protein-coupled receptor activity. The coding region runs from base 71 to 2302 and encodes 743 amino acids. Gene Ontology annotation, cellular component: membrane. The transcript has a single exon. The record is from RefSeq and is a predicted model, not a curated record. Gene Ontology annotation, biological process: G protein-coupled receptor signaling pathway; cell surface receptor signaling pathway. Lineage: Eukaryota; Metazoa; Arthropoda; Malacostraca; Decapoda; Penaeidae.